Messenger RNA from Nanorana parkeri, 767 nucleotides. It is a transcript of the gene LEP, whose product is annotated as leptin. Gene Ontology annotation, molecular function: hormone activity. NCBI's taxonomy places the organism in Eukaryota, Metazoa, Chordata, Amphibia, Anura, Dicroglossidae. Gene Ontology annotation, cellular component: extracellular region. The coding region runs from base 60 to 581 and encodes 173 amino acids. Gene Ontology annotation, biological process: signal transduction. The transcript has 3 exons. The record is from RefSeq and is a predicted model, not a curated record.
ACUCAUACUUCAUUCAAACUAAGGCUGACUUGUAAAGGAUUGGGUAAAAGAAAAACACAAUGUACUACAUUGUACUACCGUUAUGUGUACUCAGCUUCAUGUGGCUUCCUCUGUGCCAUGGAUUUUCUUUAAAAACAGACCGGGUUAAGGCUGAUGCAAAGCUACUCUCAAGAAUACUCACCACCAGAAUCCAGGAACAUCCAAUCCAGUUCAAUUACCCAAGCAGCUUGAAAAGCAGUGGCUUGGAUUUUAUUCCAGAUGAGCAGAUAUUGGAGAGUUUAGAAAAGAUGGAUGAGACUCUUGAAAUAUUCCAGAAGAUUUUAGCCAAUAUCCCCAUGGAAAAUGUAGAACAAAUGCUGAGUGACAUAGAGAACCUUCGCAGCCUGCUACAGCUUCUCAACCGAAUUAUGGGUUGCAUAGUCACAGAGCCCAGACAAACCAACGUAAUGGUGAACUUAAAGGAACAAUAUGAAAAUGCCUCCUAUACCAUGGAAAAGGUGACACUUGACCGUCUUCAGAAAUCAUUACACAGCAUCGUGAAGCACCUAGAUUAUAUCACAGACUGCCAAAAAACAGUUUAAGAUAUAUGUGAACCAAGACUAAUUUCAUCCACAGACAUAAUGGAAUGGUCUGGAGUGGACAAACCUUUUGCAAUAUUUAUAAUUCAGGAAUGCCUGUUGCUGCAAUCCUAAUGAAGCUGUGCUUCUAUUAGGUUACUCACAUCGUAAUAAGAAGUGUCAUAUUCUGUAUUCCAGCAAAUCUUUGGA